Achroia grisella is the source of this 4718-nucleotide messenger RNA. It is a transcript of the gene SK, whose product is annotated as small conductance calcium-activated potassium channel protein. Gene Ontology annotation, cellular component: neuron projection; plasma membrane; neuronal cell body. Gene Ontology annotation, biological process: potassium ion transmembrane transport. Lineage: Eukaryota; Metazoa; Arthropoda; Insecta; Lepidoptera; Pyralidae. The record is from RefSeq and is a predicted model, not a curated record. Gene Ontology annotation, molecular function: small conductance calcium-activated potassium channel activity; calmodulin binding. The coding region runs from base 183 to 2648 and encodes 821 amino acids. The transcript has 15 exons.
AUGGCUAUCAACUUAAAAUUUCUAUCAUUAACUAUUAAGUGAAAUAUUAGUGUCUAGUGUAAAUAAUAGUUUUAAAAGAUAUCAUUACUAUUACAAUAGGAAAUUCAUAAAUUCAAUUGAGUUUAUCGACUACAACGAAAGUAUAUUGAUAUUGAUUUUCUACAAAUACAAGAUUAUACAAUAUGUCUGCUCCAACUACUGAUAGUACAGAAGCUAUUACAAAUUCUGGAUAUGGAAGCAGCGAUGAGACUGCCAGUCUCAUAGUAUCAGGGCCAUCAGUGACGGUUAUUGUGCCAUCUGAGAAUCGGAGCGUUAAACCAGUAUUACAAAGACAAGACUGUACUACUCAUUUACGGCCUCAACUUUCGGGCGGCCCUGGCAGUGAAGAAAGUGCUGCUUCUAUUAGAUUAGAAGAUGCUGCCGCAAGAAGUGUUCCUGACAUAGAACUUCAGUGUCGAGAUCAAUCCGAUCGCCCACAGACACUUGUAUCGCCGAUCGCUACAUGCUCUCACAGGGGGUCAGUGACCGCCUGUCAAUUAGUUCCACACACGUAUUCUAGAUGUCGCGUUUGCGAACGAAGGCAGUCUACAGCGCCCAUAUCGGCGUUACAACUAGCGCGAUCUGUUUCACGGGAAAGUGUUCGCUCAGCCGUUCACUACACUUGCGGUUGUAGUUCACUUCAUGCUGUUAGCACUUGCCCUGUGAUACAACCCCCAGCUUUAUUACUACCAGCAACAAGUACUAGAAUUAUCCGACAGAGUUCGCAACCGGAGUCUAACGCAUGCGCUGCUCAUUGCCCUCAUCACGCCCACCAUCACCCCAGCGCCUCGCUGCGUCAAUUGAGAGAACCAGGCGAUGGCAUAGCGGGCAUCGCAGCAGACUCCCUUCGCAUAAAUGGAGGGAUGCGGCCUUUCAAACAGCUGCGCAAGCCGGUGUCGACACUGUCGAUUCCCGGCGCGAUGAAGGCGUACUCCGGGGGCGGGAGGGACGCUGCUACGGAAGAAGCGGGCGUCGCGCUCGUCGGCGUGCACAGCGAGUAUCCACGCUUCGGGGAAGAGAGGGCGCUCGGCGGCGGCACGUACAAAGGCGGAGGGGCAGCUAAGCACAAACCCAAUAUAGGAUAUAGAUUAGGUAGAAGAAAGGCGUUAUUUGAAAAAAGAAAACGAAUAAGUGACUACGCUUUAGUAAUGGGAAUGUUUGGUAUAAUAAUAAUGGUUAUAGAAAACGAACUUUCAAGUGCUGGUGUAUACACCAAGGCAUCUAUAUAUUCGCAGGCGUUAAAGACGCUUAUAUCAAUGUCGACUGUGAUUUUACUUGGCCUAAUCGUCGCUUAUCAUGCUUUAGAAGUACAGUUAUUUAUGAUAGACAACUGCGCGGAUGACUGGAGGAUAGCAAUGACGUGGCAGCGGAUAGCUCAAAUUGCACUAGAACUUGCCAUCUGUGCGGUCCAUCCUAUCCCCGGGCAGUACACCUUCACUUGGACCACAAAAUUAGCCAACAAGGGUGGUGUUAUAGGGGUAGAAGUUGUUCCGUACGACGUUACGCUCUCUCUGCCGAUGUUCUUUCGACUUUAUCUUAUAUGCAGGGUUAUGCUACUCCACAGUAAACUAUUUACAGAUGCUUCUUCCAGAAGUAUAGGAGCUUUAAACAGAAUUAAUUUUAAUACUAGAUUUGUCUUAAAAACGCUCAUGACGAUUUGCCCUGGCACCGUGUUACUUGUUUUUAUGGUGUCUUUAUGGAUAAUCGCUAGCUGGACGUUAAGACAGUGUGAAAGGUUUCACGAUGAAGAACACGCUAACCUACUGAAUGCAAUGUGGCUUAUUGCAAUUACGUUUCUCUCCGUCGGUUUUGGUGACAUUGUGCCAAACACAUAUUGUGGCAGAGGUAUUGCUGUUAGCACCGGCAUAAUGGGGGCGGGAUGUACAGCCUUAUUAGUGACCGUUGCUUCGAGAAAAUUAGAGUUGACUAGAGCGGAGAAACAUGUCCAUAACUUCAUGAUGGAAACACAACUCACAAAAAAGCUGAAAAAUGCUGCGGCUAAUGUACUGCGAGAAACGUGGUUAAUAUAUAAACAUACAAGAUUAGUGAAAAGGGUUCAUCCCGGACGUGUUAGGACACAUCAAAGAAAAUUCUUAUUAGCCAUUUAUGCAUUACGGAAGGUAAAAAUGGAUCAAAGAAAAUUAAUGGAUAAUGCUAAUACUAUUACAGAUAUGGCAAAGAACCCCAUUUUAUUCCAGACCCAGAACACGGUGUACGAGAUCGUGUCAGACAUGAGUACGAGGCAGGACACCAUAGAGGAGAGGUUGACUAGUUUAGAAGAAAAACUUUCAUCUUUACAAGAACAAGUAAAUACGUUACCAGAUGUAGUGGCCCGGUGUCUACAGCAGUGUUGGGAACGCGCUGAGCAGAGAAGAAACUUUCUUCAUCCUGACACAGCUGCAGUGCCUACACCGCCUUCAUCCUCAAUAGCUCCUUACUCUAGAACGAUGGCAUCGUCAUCACAUCCUUGGCCACCAAGUCCGGUACUCCAAUCAGCUACGCGGACACAUUCGGCUCCCGAAAGUACAACAGUGCAUACGCCGUCAACAGCACAGCCACAGCCAUCUAGCCCAGCUCCUCACGCGUCUCGGCCUCCUCUACCUAGCUGAGUACCGCCUUCCAACUCCGAACUCCUGUGCUGAACUCGACGAAACUCGGCGCCCGUCCUCUGACCCCCCCUUUAUCACGACUACGCCCCAAUUAGGCUGCCGGUAAAAUUAUUUCACUAUAAAGCAGAUGCAAAUCUCUCGAAUGAUUAAUACUAAGUUACUAUCGAAUUUACUAAUAAUUAGCUGACCGAUAUUAGAACCGCUCUAAACGAUUAUUCAAUGAUCGAUAAAUUCCAAAUAUUCCAUGCAAUAAAUAUAUUUGUUUCUAUUAAAUUAUUUGAUAUCGAGCGGUUCUGGUAUCUUUAUCAAACGAUGCCAACAAUUUUUAGUUACGAAAGUUGUUAGAGUGAAUGAGGAAAGUGAAAUGAUUUUUCCGAUAUGCCGAAGGACCACGCCGCGGAGCGAGACAAGGUCAGCCGUAGUUUUCUUCGCUGUUCCCCAGUUUCGGAUGUGCCAGACUGUUCUCUAGUGAUAUUGUUUAGAUAGUGAAUGAAAUGCGGCGGAAUGGACUUGCUGUUGUGAUUAUACAAAAUGCUUUAUUGAUAGAUGCUUUAGGUAAUUCGUUAGAUCAUAUUUUGAAUACAUUAUCAGCAUUAGUGUAGUUAGAUGAGCAUAACACGUCUGAUCACGUUUUAUCUGAAAUUCAAGGAACCAAUAGGUACACUGUUUUAUAUAAACUUCGUGUGGUUUUACUAAUGUUUAUUCAAAAUAAAUAAAUUUACCAGUUAUUCUGUUGCUUAGUUAUCUAUACAAAAGUAAGACAAUUUCGUUAUAUAAAUCCUUUUUUUCAUAGAUUUCGUGAUGUUACAGAAAUAGAACAUAGUUCGAACAAAACUAUAUAGUUUCUAGAAAUUUGAAAUAGUUUUUUUCUUAGAAGUAAAUUUAUUACCAAGUAACUGAAUAAAGUCGCAAACACCAAAUGCAUUUAUUACAAUAAUAAGUCCACCUUUUAUAAAACGAAACCAUCUGAUAAUUUCUAACGUUGUUAGUGAUAUCGAAAUAUUAUUCAAAAGGUUACAUCGAUCUAUACGAACUAUAUAGAUUACAUACCUGAAAAUAUUAUGUUUACAAAUUGAACCAAUAACGCUACAUCUUAGUGAAUUUUGAUUACCAUACAAAAUUGGUGAAAGUAUAUAUGAAGAAUUAGGAUUUGAUUUUAUGACACACAUUGUAUGAAUAUGUAUACACUUUGUUUAGAAUAUAGAUAAUAAUUAAAUUGUUACUACCUGCCUAUUGACAUGUAGAUGUAAACAUUUUAUAAGACUAGACUAAGUAAAGCUUUGUAUAAGACAUAAGAUUGAUGGCUGUCUAAAUAGUGCCUAAAACACUACGAAAAAUUUCGAUAAUUCAGUUUUAUUAUCCUAAUAACUUAUGAAAAUGUAAAUAGUUAAAAUAAAAUUUGAGAGCAUAAUAUUUAGUAAAUAUCUGAAUUUUGUAGUUGUACGGGAACGUAUGAUGGGAUCAAUUUAUUUGUAUAUUUUUAUUUUAAUUGUGUCUUUUAUUUAUUGUGGAUGAACUCGUUGAGGUUUCUACUGCACUGUGUUAAUCUGCGAUAAUUAGAUGAUAAUUAUCUAGUUAUUAUAAUGCAGAAUGUACGUAUGGGCAUUAUGACAUCUUUUGUACUUGGCCCAGAAUAAAGCACCAGUCGCCUUCCUAAAUAUAAUGAACAAUAUGAAUAUGAAGACGCAGCCGUUUCAUAAAUGGCUAUAAUUUGUAAUCCGCGAAGACAUUAUCAAUAUUUAAAACCGAAAUAAUGUGCAUAGUUUAAAUAAAAUCUUUUAUUGCUUUAAUGAUAACAAAUAUCCCUACAUUAAAAAACUACAUAAAGUACUUAAAAUUAUUGUAAUAAACUAAAUUAAAUCGAGAUCAUGCUAAUAAUUAUGUGUCAUUGGAUGUGUUAUUUUAUUCUAUUCCUAUUUGAUAGACGUUGUUGCAAUUAUAUGGAAGGACAAACAUGCACGAAAUUAAUCAAAGGCAUGAUAAUUGCAAGAAAAAUAUGUUUAUAUUAAAAAAUAUCAAGUUAGGUACGAAAGACCUGUCGUCUUCAUAUUUAUAAUUUAAAUAGGAUCA